This is a messenger RNA of Dermacentor silvarum, 1531 nucleotides long. RefSeq names its product 17-beta-hydroxysteroid dehydrogenase 13. NCBI's taxonomy places the organism in Eukaryota, Metazoa, Arthropoda, Arachnida, Ixodida, Ixodidae. The coding region runs from base 279 to 1232 and encodes 317 amino acids. Gene Ontology annotation, molecular function: oxidoreductase activity, acting on the CH-OH group of donors, NAD or NADP as acceptor. The record is from RefSeq and is a predicted model, not a curated record. Gene Ontology annotation, cellular component: lipid droplet. The transcript has 6 exons.
AACGCUGCGAGGAGGUCAGCGGGCGGCGGCGAAGAGGCGAACCGCAUCGCGUACGGCAUGGCUUCCCGGUUUGAGAAGCGUCCGGCGCUUCGCUCGCAAAACAUCGCCCGCACAGCGGAGGAGAGUCCAGCCGCAGCCGAAGACAACCAGCGAGUCGACUGCAGCGGGUAGCAGACGACGCUUGGGAGGAUAGCGGGGCGCGACGGGGUGGGUGAGCGUCUGCUAGUGUGUGCACCCGAAAGUUGACAACGCGGACCUUCCUAGGCGAAGCAAACGCCAUGACGCUCGCCGAGUUCUUGCUCGUGCUCCUGGAGUUCGUGCUCCUGAACGUGCAGUGCCUGUGGAUCGCGCUGCGCGAGGCGGUUCACUGGCCCGCGCCGCCGCCUCCAAAGUCGGUUGCCGGCAAGGUCGUCUUGAUUACGGGAUCCGGCCAUGGCGUCGGCCGCGAACUGGCGCUCCGCUUCGCCCGGCUGGGCGCACGCGUCGUCCUCGUCGACAUCCACAAGGAGAACAACCAGUCGGUGGCUGACGAGAUCAAGCUGGACGUGGGCGUGUCGGCGCACGCCUACCAGUGUGACGUCUCCGACGAGAAGCAGGUGCGCGAGCUGGCGCGCCGGGUGUCCCAGGAGGUGGGGCCCGUCGCCAUCCUGGUCAACAAUGCCGCGGUCACUCAGUGCCAGCCACUGCUCACGCUGAAGCCAGAGCAGAUACGGCGCACCCUGGACGUCAACCUGCUCUCGCACUUCUGGAUGAUACAGGAGUUCCUGCCUGGAAUGCUAGUCCAGAAGGAAGGUCACAUCGUCGCCAUGUCCUCCAUAGCCGGCUACGUGGGCACCGGGUACCUCACAGAUUACUGUGCAUCGAAGUUCGCCGUCCGGGGCUUGAUGUGUGCUCUCAACGAAGAACUCUACCAGCUCGGCCUGCUUGACAAGAUAAAGCUGACAACGGUGUGCCCCAUGGCCAUCAACACUGGAAUGUUUAAGGAGCCAAAGUCAAGAUUCCCAUGGCUGGCUCCCAUUCUGGAAACGCAGGCUGUCGCUGACCGGACAAUGGACGCGAUUCUUCGAGAAGAGCUCGAAGUAGUCAUCCCGCACAGGAUCCUCCUUAUGCACAGGCUCAUGUUUUUGUUCCCGUCAAAAGCAAUGAAGCUGAUGCAGCGGUUCAUGGGUUGCACCGUCGAGCCACACGAGGGUGCUUCCUCGACCAACGCCACAACGUCCGCCUUCGGAUGAAGACAGGUCCUCCGGCUCGUGCUAAGUGCGAGCUGCAGGAGCCACCAGCGGACGAAUUCGUUCUUGUUUUUUCCAAGUUUUGUGUUGUUUGUUCGCUUGUUAGCAGCAGUGGACGCGAAAUGAACUUUCCAGACGCUAGUCCCAUGGCGUUCGUUCUAGGACUGCUUGGACGAGCGGCGUCAAAACGGGUCCUGCUUGCGGGCAAGAACAAGACAAUCGAGUUCUACGGACUGCCCUGAGUCUUGUCAGUCACGAAAAGAACAAUAUGUUGCCACAAGCAAUAAAUGCUGUCUGUUUCA